Molecule: messenger RNA, 648 nt
Organism: Fusarium fujikuroi IMI 58289
Lineage: Eukaryota; Fungi; Ascomycota; Sordariomycetes; Hypocreales; Nectriaceae
Exons: 2
Coding region: 1-648 (215 amino acids)
Source: RefSeq, a predicted model, not a curated record
AUGGCCACCGAGUCCAGCUUUCACGGGUGGCUAGAUGAAAAGGACUGGCCUAACGUCGAUCUGGACAGUAACGGUAAUUGGAAGAGUUCUUACAAGUACUCACUAGCAAGUCAUGAUGUUGAGCCUGUUGAAGGGGCUUUUGAGUUCAGAGAACCCAACCUCUCACCUCGCUUUGACUGGAAUCAUGACCCAAACAAAGACAAAUGGACUACUGGACCUGAUGGGCUGGUAUUACAUACAGCAACUAUCACCGAAGAUUUCUCCCCGGCCCAGAACACACUGACGCACCGUAUCCUUGGCCCGCGGUCCAACGUCACCAUUGAGCUUGACUACUCCUCCAUGGUAGACGAGGACCGCGCGGGAUUGGUGUCGCUAAGAUAUGAUGUAGGCUGGAUCGGUAUAGCCAAAGAUGGUAGUUCAACAACACUGCAGAUGGUUGACAAUGCUGAAAUGGGCCCUGAAAACAACUCGUCACCACAUCAAAAGGAACGCACAGACGGAAAGACCUUUGUCAAGCUUGGACAGGAGCAUGUUGCGAAGCAGGGAGGGGUUUGGUUCACUGGUACUCGAUAUAGUAUCUUUAACUUUGCGACCAAGAAGAGCGGAGGACAUGCUGUCGUCAAGGCAUUUGACAUUCGUCUUAGCUAG